UCACUCUAAAUUAUACUAGCAACUCGGCGAUAGCAAAAGAUCAGUUACCUUCUUGAAUUCAUCGAAGUAACACGUGCAUUGCAGAAAUGGAGCGCUGGGCAGGGAAAGUUGCCGUUGUCACCGGAGCAUCUGCUGGCAUAGGCCUUGAAACGGCAAAAGCGUUAGUUCGUCAUGGCUUGAUCGUCGUUGGACUGUCACGUAGAGUCGAUAAAAUGGAGAGUGAAAUGAGCUCGGUUAAGGGACCUGGCAAAUUUUACGCCAAAGCAUGUGACGUCACGGAUGAAAAUAACGUGAUCGAAGUUUUCCAUUGGGUCGAGAAGAACUUUCAGUCCGUACAAAUUCUUGUCAACAACGCCGGUGUUUUGAAAGCCGCAACUUUUCAGGAGGUCAAAACCGAGGAUCUCAAGCAUGUCAUAGAUGUAAAUAUCAUGGGUCUGUUGAACUGCACGCGUCAUGCUCUCAAGAUAAUGAGAAAGAACGAUCACGAGGCCCACAUAAUAAACAUCAACAGUAACUCUGGCCAUAGGGUGCCUAAAUUUAAUAACGGAGUAUCCAUGAACGUAUAUCCUGCGACGAAGCACGCUGUGACUGCUAUUUGCGAAUCGUUCAUCAACGAAUUGCAUGGCACCAAGAUCAAAGUUACCAGCAUCAGUCCGGGAGUUGUGAGAACUGAAAUUUUUGAAAUCGGCAAUCUGAGUCCAGAGUUCAUCAACAGUCUACCAUGCUUGAAACCAGAGGACGUUGCCAAUUCCAUUGUGCACACAAUCUCGACUCCUCCGCACGUCCUAAUAACCGAACUUACGAUCAAGCCUUUGGGGCAGGUUCAUUAGUAAAAACAAGGCUGUAGUUUUCUACAUACUAUUCCAUUUAAUAUACUAGGAAAUCUAAGUGCGCCUCGUGCACUCCUUGUCAUGACAUCAAUUCUAUCUUUCCAGAAAGAUUUUUAAUUUUCCCGCCUGCUGAUGCAGCACCAAUAAUUUAAAGCGUUUGUAGGUUGUGUAAUAAAAUUCGCGUUCUUUAAUUCUUGUACCAGGCGACCAAUCAUCAACUAAAUGCUUCAUAACAUAAAGUCUAUCAAUUUUUUAAGAGAAGAUUUUUAUAUCCGUUCAUCUAUUUUAUACAAUGUUAAGCAACAAUUCUUGAUAACGUAUGUUAUAAUAAAAUCGCAUGAGAUUAUAUCGCUUCUUUAA
Messenger RNA from Nasonia vitripennis (jewel wasp), 1190 nucleotides. Its product is annotated as farnesol dehydrogenase. NCBI's taxonomy places the organism in Eukaryota, Metazoa, Arthropoda, Insecta, Hymenoptera, Pteromalidae. The transcript has 5 exons. The record is from RefSeq and is a predicted model, not a curated record. The coding region runs from base 87 to 830 and encodes 247 amino acids.